Metopolophium dirhodum (rose-grain aphid) is the source of this 924-nucleotide messenger RNA. RefSeq lists its product as uncharacterized. NCBI's taxonomy places the organism in Eukaryota, Metazoa, Arthropoda, Insecta, Hemiptera, Aphididae. Bases 37 to 771 code for a protein of 244 amino acids. The record is from RefSeq and is a predicted model, not a curated record. The transcript has 17 exons.
CUUACACAAACGAUUACGAAAUUUUCUUUCAUUAUAAUGAUUUUAAUUUAUAGUUUAUACAUUUUUGUGAUAAUCGUUAAGGUGUCCAAUUCAAUCAACCAAAAUUAUGCUGUGAUUCCUUAUGAUUAUUGCUUUGAAGAUCUCAAAUAUUUUGACGGCUGUAAUUGUUACGAAAGAUAUUUGUCUAUUCAUCUAUUCGAUUCGCAGCUAUUGGACCCACAAGAUAUUUUUUUAUCAUCAUACAGGGGGAGUGGAAAGGAUAAACACAUCCCCAGUAGAGAUCCAUAUUAUUAUUUUUUACCAUUCUCUUUACAUUGGGUUGACAUCAGCGUCUUUCAACGAAUUAGUGAACUCGAUGGAUUUAAAAAGAUGUAUAUGAAAUAUUCAUUAACUGCCCACUCAAAUGAGCUACGGUAUAUUAGCAUUGAUCCUAAAUAUUGGCAUAAGAGACCGAAAUUCUAUAGAUUGAAUAUAAAUAUUACAAGUGCGUGUGCUCUCCACAAUUUAAGAAGUUUUUAUUUCAACAUUGUUGAAGACUAUAACCCCGAGGCGAAAGUAAAACAAGUCGAGAAGAAUCGUACCCAGUGUACACAUAAUAUACCAGCUACACCAAAAGAGAUGAAGAAGCCAAAACUGGAUAUAAAAGAUAUAGUGACGUUUGACAAAGUAAUAGAAAAAAAAACCGAUGAUGAUUUUACAGUUGCGCCGAAGUUUUACGAUUUAACAGAUAAUGAACUUAACACCCUAAAAAAAAUCACGAAUUGUAAGUAAUGUUUAGGUACUCACAUUGUAAUUGUAUCUUAUAAUUAAUAAUAUCCGUUAUCAAACUAAAUUGAUAUCCAAUGCUAAAAACAUUAUUAUCAUGAUUAUGUUGCAACCGAAAAAUAAUAAGUAAAUAUUUUUAUUAACGAUUAAUGCAUACCU